CACGAGAGACCAAAGCACAUACACACAGGCGAAGUCACUCCUUCUCACUGCCUUGACUCUAAGCGAGGUGGAUCGAGAGAUCGAGAGGCUGCUGUGUAGUACUAAUACGCGUGUCGACCAUGUACGGCAACGACAAGCAGUCGCUUAUGAAGCACGAAGACUACGAGCUGCACGGCACGCCAGCCACGGGAGCUAAUGACGGCGGCGCCGGCUUCUACGCGCAGGAGGGUCGUCCGACCCCCCAGCAGGGUUAUGUGGAUCCGCGCGGUCCAGCACUACCUCCCAUGAAUGUCUCGGACGCCGUGGGUCUCGGCGGUCAGCGUGACAACAUCAUUUCGGUGCACGGCUACAUGCACAAACAGGGUAAGCGCACGAUCAAGGGACCGAUCCACAAGAGUUGGAAACGCCGCUACUUUGCGCUAGAGAAGGCUAAGAUCUACUACUUCUACUCGCACCUGGAGUGCCGCCAGUAUUUCACCACGCGUAACGCCGAUCUGGUUGUGGGCGCCAUCGAGCUGAAAGACGCGCUGCAGCUGCGUCCGUGUGCGCGUCUCGAUCUACCUCACAAGGGUUUCGAGGUGCACACUAAGCGUCGUGUGUGGGUGCUAUGUCCUGAGACGGACGAGGAGUACCGCAUGUGGUUCCAGGGCGUCGAACGCGCCAUUGUGGCCAACGGUGCCGGCAACAUUAUCGAGCGCAAGCUGCCUAAUGUCCGCAAGUACCUGAUGAAGGGCAACCAGACAUACCGGUUCUUCUACUUCCUGUUCCUGAUCGCCGGCAUUGUAGAGCUUCUUGCUAUCGUGUUUUGGUUCGUGAUCGGCUUGGAGCCUUGCGAUGCCUCACGUCUGGAAGUUGACUGUGCCACAAUUACAAGCACGUCAUUGGAGACGCUCCGUUGCUCAAACGAGCCGUUUAGUGGCUGGUUCACCCCACCCGAUUGGUAUCUGGAGGUGGCUGACGUCGAUAACGUGAUCUGCUUCCGCGAUCCGCCUAUUCCUCAAUGGGCCUCGUACUUCGCCAUGCUGUUCGCUGAGGUGCUGACGUUCGCUCUGGGUGUUCUCUACUAUCUUGGUAUGUGGAAGCCCGUGCGUCGUGGCGCCCACUACUUCGACGAGUUCGAGCCGCCCGUCCCGGAUGAUCUGUGGCCCAAGGUCGAUGUGCUGUUGUGUCACUACUCUGAGCCGGCUGAAGAGACGAUCGACACGUUGAUGGCCUGUAUGAACCUGCAGUACCCUCCGCACCUGUUGCAGAUCUGGGUCUGUGAUGACGGUUACUGCAAGACCAAGUGGACCAAGGGCAACCCGGUCCCGACCGUGGAGCUGAACAAGGGCAUCUUGGAAACUGCGGGUGACCUCCGUCAAGAAGUGGCUCAGUUCAUGUACGACCGUGUGUGCGACCCCAACGAGGAUAUGGAGGUGUAUGCGUGGCGUAAGCUGCACUCGUCCGCCAACCUGCCGUCUCCAUCCCGUGUGAAGGUGGUUAACCGUGCUGAUUGUGCCGUGGGCUCGUUCCGUGACGACUACCGCUACCCCGGUCUGCCACACGUGACCUUCAUUGGUCGUGUGAAACCAGAAACGCAUUACUCGAAGGCCGGUAACAUCAACAACUGCCUGUACAAUGAAGGAGCCAAUGGCCGCUACCUUAUCAUCCUGGAUACGGACAUGCAGCCUCACCCGAAGUUCAUUUUGGCUACGCUUCCUUUCUUCUUUGACGACGAGGAUCGCCAGGAUAAGGCUAAGUACAUUUGCUGUGGUAUCGGCUGCAACGCUGUCGCCAAGCUUUGCUGUGCCUCGUGCCAGAUUGCCGGCGUGCCAGAGGAGCAGAUCAGCUACUGCUCCAAGGACUGCUUCGAGAAUGCCAUGCACGUGCAGAGCGCCGUCCACCGUCGCCAGGUGAACGGCACUAUGAGCGAUACUCGCGCCAGCAAGAUCGACAUGCGUUGCAUGAACUGUGAUGCCAAACUGCCCAAGAACGGUGUGUGCCGCAAGUGUGGCAACCACGGGGCGGAUGGGGAGGAUGUUUCAUCGCUCCACAACUACUCCGAUGACGUGCGCGACAACGCGGUGGCCUUUGUUCAAACGCCUCAGUACUUCCGCGAUUGCAUUCAGCUGCAGAUUGGAGACCCGAUGGGUCACCGUAACGCCACGUUCUACGAUGCUAUUCAGACUGGUCAAGAUGGCUACGACUGUGCGUCUUUUGCCGGCACGAACGCUAUGUUCCGUCGUGAAGCUUUGGACUCGAUUGGUGGAAUCCAGUACGGUAGUCUGACGGAAGAUUGCUACACUGGUCAGGUGCUGUGCUCCAUGGGCUGGAAGGCUCAGUACUUCCGUAAGGAUUUCGAGGGCGAGCCGUCAGAGCGUAUCCGUCUGGCUGAAGGACUGAUCCCUGACUCUGUGGCUGGCUCGUUGGCUCAACGUAAACGCUGGGCGAAGGGUAACUUCCAGAUCGCAUUGAUGAACAAGAAGACUCAGUACUUUGACCCGGAGUGGAAGAUGCCGGAGGCGCAAAUCCCGUCGUACCACAAGUCGAACAAGUUCAUGCGUCGCGUGUUCUACUUUAACUCGACGCUCUACCCGCUUGGCUCGAUCACGGCUAUCCUGUUCUACUACAUCACGCUUUACUUCCUAUUCUCGGGCUACGCUCCUAUUUACAUGGCUGGUGCGCGUCUUGUGUACGCAUUGGUGCCAAAGCUGCUCAUACAGGGCGUGUUGUCGGCGCUGAGCAACCGUACCGUGGACAACAGCGAUGUCAUUCGAUCGCAGGAGGUGUGGUUCGCCUACGCGUUCACCAACUGCACGGCCGUGCUGGAGGCGUUCUGGUGGAAGAUCACGGGCAAGGAGCCCAAGUGGUUCAACACGGGCGGUGCCAGCCGUGGCUCUACCGCAGAGCUACCGAACGUCAUCAUCUUCUUCGGAACCGUCGUGGGUGUACUGUGGUCGGUUGUGCGCUUCCUGGCUGGGUACAACAGCAUCCAGACGUCGCACGGCGCGUCACUGCUCUUCGCAAGUCUCAUGAUGGGUCUAUUCAUCGCCGUAAAGCUUGCGCCGAGCGUGCGUAUGAGCAUCCAGGAAUAUUUUGGCUGGAGCUACGAGAGUCUGAUGGACCAGGGUAACGUUGUGGGCUCGAUCUCGAUUGCCUUUGGACUCAUCUUCAUCACGCUGUGGGUCUGGAUUGAGCAGCCGACGUCGAACCCCUUCUAAAAAGGGAGGAAGCAGCAGCGCAUGGCCUUAGGCCAUCCAGGACCUAGGAUGUCGCAUCGAAGGCAGUACUGUAGUCUACGCCGAUAUUCAUGCUUACGUGCUUGAUUUUCAAUAUAUUUUUCGCUUCUAGCUUGGU
Messenger RNA from Phytophthora infestans T30-4, 3336 nucleotides. RefSeq names its product cellulose synthase 2. The record is from RefSeq and is a predicted model, not a curated record. The transcript has a single exon. Lineage: Eukaryota; Oomycota; Peronosporomycetes; Peronosporales; Peronosporaceae. The coding region runs from base 120 to 3200 and encodes 1026 amino acids.